Messenger RNA from Cydia strobilella, 2667 nucleotides. RefSeq names its product serine/arginine-rich splicing factor 4-like. NCBI's taxonomy places the organism in Eukaryota, Metazoa, Arthropoda, Insecta, Lepidoptera, Tortricidae. The record is from RefSeq and is a predicted model, not a curated record. The transcript is spliced from 3 exons. The coding region runs from base 152 to 1381 and encodes 409 amino acids.
GUAGACCCUCUGUAAUGCUCGAUGGUUGCUACUUUAUUGGGUCUUAAACUGUGAAGUGCACUAAAUUUUAUGAAGUUAGUAUCAAGUUAGUAUCCACAAUUGUUUAAGACGAGUGUUGUUUAUUUAACACGUGCUCCACAAGCUUUGUACCAUGGCGGACUCUACAAAUAUGUCAUUAGAUGACAUUAUACGAGCUGGUAGGUCGCGUGGUCGCGCGAGAGGUGGCACGAACAUGCGCGGGCGAGGACGCGGAAGCGGGGUCGGCCGCGGUGCGGUCAGGCGGAGGCGAUCGGAGACUCGCGCGGAGACCCCCGAGGCCGCGGGUGUGCGGGCUAGAUCCCGCUCGCGGUCGCAGGUGCGCCCUCGCGGCCGGGGCCGAGGCCGCGGCCGCGGACGGUCGCAGUCCCGAUCUCGCCAGCAGCUGCGCUCCACUUCCCGGGCUAGAUCAGCGUCUCGCUCGCGCUCACAGCAGAGAGGAUUGACGCCGCGAGGGAGAGCAGGAUUAGAAACUCAAAAUGUACCAUUACAAAGCAGAAUAGGCAGAUUUAGAGGAAGAGGUCAAAAUCGUGUUAGCCGUACCAGUUCUACUUCCAAUGUGCACGGCGACGUACGCAGCCGGCUCGGCGUGUCACGCGGCGCGCUCUCGGCCCGCGCGCGCCGCCCGCUCGCCGUCGCCAAGAGAGGCAUCGCCAAGCGCGGCCGGGGCCUGACCACACGCAACAAAUACACUUCGGUGGGAUUGAGAUCUGAUCAAAUACUAAAAGAACAACAUAAUAAGAAAACGCAAAGUUUGCUAUUUCAGGAUAAUAUCAUUCGAUCUCAAACAUUUACUCGGUCCAGGUCUAGAUCUAGAUCGCGAAAUAAUUCAUUAUCAAGGAAUAACUCACUGUCUCGGAGUAAUUCUCGGUCUAGGAACAAUUCCUUCACCUCGGCAUCUCAGUUAACUGUCAGCGUGGCUAAUGAUCUAGCAAAGCGACGUCGACGUAAUAGCGUUGGCAAUCCUAAUUACUUAAAUAAACAGAGCCUCGUUCAGCUGAAUAAUCAACUAGGUGGAUAUAAACAGAGGCGCGGGCCCGGGAGCGUCUACUCUGUGGGGUCCAACCGAUCAACCCAGUCUAAUAGAUCGAACCGGUCAAACGCCAGCGCGCGCUCGACCCGCUCUCGGGGCCGCGGACGCGGACGCGGGCGCGGGCGCGGUCGGGGAGUCAGCCGUAACUUUGUCAAUAAACAAGUCCUCAAUACCAAACUGCAGAAAGAAAUUGCUGCUAUUCAAGGAAAAGCAUCGAACGGCAAUUCGAGUGAAACACCAGUAGGAAUAAACUUUACUCCUACGCCGGCGAGCACUGCGCAAACCUUGCAUCAAAGGUUUGCUAGUUCAUGAUUUUUUAGUUUUCAUUAUUGCUAAGACUUAGGAAUUUUAAAAAGAUAGUGUCAUGUGUAUUGUGUAAGUAAGAAACCAAUUGUUUUUGUCCUAUGUUAAUUAGAUGUUGACAGGGGCGGCCCUAGGCGGCGGUCAUUGCUAUGCAGUGUUCCUCCUGCUUGCGUGCUUAAUGAGACAAUCUUAUAAAUAUUGCCUUACAGACAAAAGUGCGGCAACGAGUAACGGCAUACGGCAAUGGAACUGCUGCCGUGCCGUAUACCGUGUUACCGUGUGAUUGAUUGAUCAGAAGGCAAAUUGCCGUACCUAUUUUAGGAAUAACGCUGGUGGAGUGCAUGGCUGCCACUGAUAUAUAUUUCGAGUUGAUUUUAUUUCUCUAAAUAACAUGGGAUUGCAAUCGAUUGUUAUAAUAAGUACAUUAGGGCGUCUUGAUAUGUAUUUGUACAGUAAAUAUGAUAAGACAAAUAUAAGUAUGUUAGUAUGUAUACCUAUGUGAUUAAAAUAUCUGACCGCUCGUACAUUUUUAAUAAGUAAAUAGUGCGGCGCAAUAGCUUUUACCAUUUUGUUGAUGGUCAUUUUACACAAUGACACAUACACUACCUCUCAUAACUAUUUAGGCACUCGUAAUUUUUCCAUACAAUUGUAUACAAAAUCGACUUUCAGAAUUAUACCGCUAAGUCGCAGUCGGGUAACAGUUUUUUGUGCAGUUUACUUUUUUUAAUUUAACAGACAUAUCGAGCUUCAGAAUGAUGUGCAGAAUAUUCGUGUACAUUGCCUAUUUACCAAAUGGAAAGCGUAAAGAAAUCCAUAAAUCGUUUUCCAGUACAAAAUCGUUUUAUUUUGUAUGAACUAGUACAUAAGGGUUUUUUAAAUCGUUGCAUAAAGUAAACUCGAAAUUUUAAAUCUUUGGCAACAAUUUGAGGCUCAAUAUAUUUACCUGAAUAAAAAUUCGAUCCAACAUGUAAGACAGUCAUUUGCCUGCGAUCGAACAGUAUGAUUUUGAAAAUAAUUUUUGUAUACAAUUGUAUGGUGAAAAUUGCGGGUGCCUAAAUACUUUUGAGCGGUAGUGUACAUUUGUGCCAUUUUCAAUCAAAAGGGUACUUAUUGUCGGUUGUCAAUAAGGCGCUAUUUCCAUACAGCUUCAAUUUGAAAUCAACCUUAUUGACAAGCGACAAUAUGGUACCUUUUGGUUGAAAAUGUCACAUUUAUUAGUAGAUUUUGGUCUUGUUUUGUUUUUGUAACAUCUAACAAUUAUAUUUUAAGAGAUAAUAAAUCUGGCUUUUUUUUGA